AUGCCUAUUAUUCUGCCAGUUUUUUUCAGGAAGAUCUUCAUCUUGCAAUUGGUAGGGCUCGUGCUAACCUACAAUUUCACUGACUGUGACUUUGAGAAGAUUAAAAAAAGGUAUCACUAUGUCAUUUAUCCAGCCCUGAAGGAAUAUAUGAAUGGGACCAAGAGUACAAAGUUCAACUCCAUCUCCUGUAAAGACCCGCCGGAUUGCCUCACUAAAAUAGAACAAAUUAACUUCAACCCCACGCACGGCUGUCCGUCACUUCCCAAGGAAAUUUUCGCAGUAAGAACUAAUGCUACGCUCAUUCUCCAGUGCCCAGGCUACUACGGAAUUCAGAUAAAUACUCAGGCAAUGAAGGAAAGAAAGAACAGAGAAGUCACAACAAACAAAUGCCUGGAACAAGUCUCAUACUUAAUAUAUUUGUGGCAUCGUUUCAGUCGCAUUUCUUAGAAACAAAAUAACCUUUGUUCACAUCAUAUUUCAAGUAACAAAAUAAAUAUUUAUUAUGUAGAUGGAACAUUAACUCUAACUGUGACAUUUAAAGGAUCACAAAUCAUUAUUUUUUUAAUUACCGGAGGGUGUCUUAACUUAUUUUUGUAAACUUUUAUUGCUUAAUGUAGGUCUAUAAUGUGGGAGAAGUAAUAGCCCUCAAAUGUCUGGGAAGACUUUGUAGCUUUGAUGCCUCAGCCACUAGCUUUGUGACAGUAACUCUCAGCUGGAACUACAUAAGCCUUACUCCAGGGGAAGAUUCUAAAAGUGAAGUGGCAGGAGGGCUUUUUCCCUUGAAAAAGAAGGUUGAACUGAAUAGCAUGUAAACCUCUGUUUAAAAGGCAGGUAUUUCUUCUACAUGUGCUGACACUUCUCGUGUUCUCAUACUCAAAAUUGACAAGAGAAGAAAAUAAAAGCAAAAGGGGCUGCACAAAAAAUUGUACCUAGAGUGAAGCCAUUUGAAAGAACUUCCAAGCAAAAUAUUGUGAAAAUACUGAAUUUUAAGUGAUCUGACAGACAAGAGUGGUAUAUGCAAGCAGAUCCUGAAGAACUGCCUUUGUUAAAGCUAAAAUAUAUAUAUUUUUAAACCUAUGGACUAUAUUUUAAUUUAUUUUGUAAGCAUUUUUAAGAAGUAUAUAUUCUUCUAUAAUUGACACUAUCUGUAUUUCUUAAUAAAACAAUUUUCAAAUUGG
Messenger RNA from Manis javanica (Malayan pangolin), 1178 nucleotides. It is a transcript of the gene TSLP, whose product is annotated as thymic stromal lymphopoietin. Gene Ontology annotation, molecular function: interleukin-7 receptor binding; cytokine activity. Gene Ontology annotation, biological process: positive regulation of chemokine production; positive regulation of tyrosine phosphorylation of STAT protein; positive regulation of interleukin-10 production. The record is from RefSeq and is a predicted model, not a curated record. Gene Ontology annotation, cellular component: extracellular region. Lineage: Eukaryota; Metazoa; Chordata; Mammalia; Pholidota; Manidae.